Molecule: messenger RNA, 6871 nt
Organism: Pelobates fuscus (common spadefoot toad)
Lineage: Eukaryota; Metazoa; Chordata; Amphibia; Anura; Pelobatidae
Gene: ADCY5
Product: adenylate cyclase 5
Exons: 21
Coding region: 2321-5914 (1197 amino acids)
Biological process (GO): adenylate cyclase-activating G protein-coupled receptor signaling pathway; intracellular signal transduction; cAMP biosynthetic process
Cellular component (GO): plasma membrane
Molecular function (GO): adenylate cyclase activity
Source: RefSeq, a predicted model, not a curated record
GGGUGUGGGAGGACGCAGCUUUUACCCAGACUGCACGUAGGACUGAAGAUUUAACUGGUGCCAGCGUCUGCAUCCUUUGCCCUGACAGAUGCCAGCCUGAUGUGGGGUCUGCAUUGAAUGCCCUGACUAAUGCCAGCAUGCCAUGCUUCCAAAUUCUUUGCAAUGACUGAUCCCAGCACAAUGUGGACCUGCUUUCUCUGCACUGACCGAUGCCAACAGGACGUGGGGUCAACUUUCACUGCCCUGACCGAUGCCAACAGGACAUGGGGUCAACUUUCACUGCCCUUACCGAUGCCAGCCUGAUGUGGGGUCUGCAUUCUAUGCCCUGACUGAUACCAACAAGACGUAGGGUCUGCAUUCUAUGCCCUGACUGAUACCAACAGGACGUGGGGUCUGCGUUCUAUGCCUUUACUGAUGCCAGCACCAAGUGGAUCUGCUUUCUCUGCCCUGUCUGAUGCCAGUUUGCUAUGCUUCUGUAUCAUGUGCCCCAGCUCAAUGUGGAUCUGCUUUCUAUGCCCUGUCUGCAUCCACUGCCCUGAUUGUUACCAACAUCUGCAUCCUAUAACCUGAAUGAUGUCAGUAUGAUGAGGGUCUACAGCCUGUACUCUGAGUUAUGCCAGCAUUAUGAGGGUCUAAAGCCUGUACUCUGAGUUAUGCCAGCAUUAUGAGGGUCUACAGCCUGCACUUUGAGUUAUGCCAGCAUUAUAAGGGUCUACAGUCUGCACUUUGAGUUAUGCCAGCAUGCUGUAGCGUUCUGUGACGAGCUGUGAACACACUACAUGUCUGGUGGAGCUGCUACUCUCAGAGGAGUGAUACUAGACUUAGCUGAGAUUGAGAUUUGUGGAGUUCGGACAUGACCCAGUGGAUUAGCCAUACAGAUGUGAUUUCUUAGCUCAGAGUAAAACGGGCAUCACAACAAGGAGAAGGGGCAGAUGUGAGGAUGAUAAUUCCUCUUCUCUCAGAACAUAUUAAGUGGAUAUGUCUCUUUGUGAAGCCAGUGAGAAGCUCAAAUACCGAGAGACUGAAUUUGUGGCCAUGUUUCUAAUUUUCUAAUUUACCCAGUAUGUUGUGCUAAUAUCCACAGGAUAUCAACCAGUGAAACAUUCUGUCUCUAGUGAUAUGAUCCAUCUCCAGUGAUACAGUCUCUCUCCAGUGAUACAUUCUAUCUCCAGUGAUACGGUCUCUCUCCAGUGAUAUGGUCUCUCUCCAGUGAUACAUUCUAUCUCCAGUGAUACGGUCUCUCUCCAGUGAUACGGUCUCUCUCCAGUGAUACGGUCUCUCUCCAGUGAUACAUUCUAUCUCCAGUGAUACGGUCUCUCUCCAGUGAUACAUUCUAUCUCCAGUGAUACGGUCUCUCUCCAGUGAUACAGUCUCUCUCCAGUGAUACGGUCUCUCUCCAGUGAUACGGUCUCUCUCCAGUGAUACAUUCUAUCUCCAGUGAUACGGUCUCUCUCCAGUGAUCCGGUCUCUCUCCAGUGAUACGGUCUCUCUCCAGUGAUACAUUGUCUCCAGUGAUACAUUUAGUCUUUCAGACCAUAUACAUCACAUGAUGAUUAAGCAAUCCCCUUCAGAAUCUCUCUACCACAUAACUGCCAAUUUCAGGAUACACUAAGCCUGGAAUUUCAGGGUUAACGUAACUGUCUUUUUCACAACACUGGGAUUAUUCACAGCUUCCCACGAACAUAAUUGUUUAUUGUGAUUAAUGAUGUUUUAUGCAAUUUGGAUCUCCACUAUUCCACCUGAGCAGGUGUACAUAGUCUGUCAGGGUGCUACUUAAUGUGCAUUUAGCAGCCAGUCCACCUGUGUUUGAGGACGAUAUAAGCAAAAUUCUGUCAUGCUUUGUGGACAAAUCUUCUUUCAUCUGGAUUUGCCAAAUGAUUUAAUUCUCCUUAUUAAAGGGUUUACUGCAAAAGGCCAGAAGGCUGAUAAUGGACUGAGCUGUGGAUGUCAUAGUCGGAUUAAGCACUCGUUGUCAGAUAUCUUGAUUUUUUUGGGUCCUGUGGAUAUGUAUAUUUUUUCAUCUUGUAUUUUAUAUUUUGUUUUAUUUUACAGUUUUUUUAUGCACCUCCCUGGAAUGGGUGGAUCGUGGAAAGAUGCUCUAACCGUGAAAAACAAUGGAUUCUGCAUGGGUUCCACAAACCCCUUUCACCCUAGAAAGCAGGACAUGGGGCUGUAUCACCCAUGAAAACGGAAUUAAAGAAUUUCCUCACACCAGAGAUUUACAUUUCAAACUUAAAUGUGUGUUUAUUUAUGGAUUAUAAAGAAUGUAACAUGCACCAUUAAACUGUGGGCAUCAGUGGACGUCUUAUUGUGAAAGGACAUGUCUAGGUCAAAUAGUGUGAGCCCACCAGGUUUUGGGGCUCCUGUUUUAAGGGCGGGAGCAGAACACAGGUCAGCCUGGGGAGAAGCAGAGUCAAGGGCCAAUGGCUAUCCUUACUCAAGCAGAUCAUCCAGGAAAAAGACUUCCCGGAUGAUGGGGUUAUGGAAGAGUGAUGAAGACUAUGAACCCCCUCAAGGAAGAAACUCCUCGCUGGAGAAAAAGGUGAGCUUCAAGUCCAAGUCAGCCUGGCAGGAGCACAGAGAGGAAAUCGGAAACAAUAAUAAACCUAUUUCUGUGGGCCAAAAGCAAAAGGAUGUGGAGGUGAGGUCCAAACCUGUAGAAGGCUUGGAGGAAAAGUUGGGCAAAGUUAAGGAUGAUGGAGUUGAGGAUGUGUCAGAAUUUCAUUACUCAAUGGGGAUCUGCUGCAGUGAUCUUCUGGAGAUAUUCAUGUCCAAGAAAUUCCAGUCUGAGAAACUUGAAAGACUUUACCAACGAUACUUCUUUAGGCUGAACCAGAGUAGCCUCACGAUGAUCAUGUCGGUGCUGAUUUUGGUUUGCACAGUCAUGCUAACAUUCCACUGUGUCCAGGGGGAUUACCAAGUGGCCUAUAUGACGGUCCUCUUUGUGGCAAUGCUUUGUCUUUUCACACUUAUAGCUAUAUGCAACCGUAACAGUUUCCACCAGGACUACAUGUGGGUGGCCUGCUACAGUGUCAUUUUAGUAGUGUUUAUGGUACAGGUUGUAGGGGUCCUCUUGGUGAGACCCAGGAGCGCAUCCGAUGGGAUAUGGUGGACAGUAUUCUUCAUCUACACAAUUUAUACCCUUCUUCCAGUCCGGAUGAGAGCAGCAGUCAUCAGUGGCGUAAUUCUGUCUACAAUUCAUCUUGCUAUUUCUUUGAAAAUUAAUGCCAGCGACAAAUUCCUGUUUAAACAGCUGCUGUCUAACAGUCUCAUCUUCUUGUGCACAAAUAUUGUGGGUAUCUGUACACACUACCCAGCAGAGGUAUCUCAGAGACAGGCUUUCCAGGAGACCAGAGAGUGCAUCCAGGCACGACUCCAUUCCCAGAGAGAGAACCAGCAACAGGAGCGGCUCCUGCUGUCUGUGUUGCCACGCCAUGUUGCCAUGGAGAUGAAGGCUGACAUCAACGCCAAACAGGAGGAUAUGAUGUUCCACAAGAUUUACAUUCAGAAGCACGACAAUGUCAGCAUCCUUUUUGCAGACAUAGAAGGCUUCACCAGUUUGGCGUCUCAGUGCACAGCGCAGGAGCUGGUGAUGACCCUUAAUGAACUCUUUGCGCGAUUCGACAAACUCGCAGCCGAGAACCACUGCUUACGAAUCAAGAUUUUGGGGGAUUGUUAUUACUGCGUGUCAGGAUUACCAGAGGCGCGUGCGGAUCACGCUCAUUGCUGCGUAGAGAUGGGGCUGGACAUGAUAGAAGCCAUUUCGCUGGUUCGAGAGGUCACGGGGGUCAAUGUGAACAUGCGAGUUGGAAUUCACAGUGGACGAGUGCAUUGUGGGGUACUUGGGCUACGCAAGUGGCAGUUUGAUGUGUGGUCCAACGAUGUCACACUGGCCAAUCAGAUGGAAGCAGGAGGCAAAGCAGGACGGAUCCACAUCACAAAGGCAACUCUGAACUAUUUGAACGGCGAUUACGAGGUGGAGCCUGGUGCCGGCGAUGAGAGGAACGCCUACCUGAAAAAGCACAGUAUAGAAACCUUCUUUAUUGUGCGCUGCUCCCAGAAACGGAAAGAAGAAAAGGCUAUGAUCGCCAAGAUGAACAGACAACGCGCUAACUCCAUUGGGCACGGCGCAGCGCACUGGGGGAUGGAGAGACCAUUCUACAACCAUCUGGGAUCUCACCAGGUUUCCAAGGAAAUGAAAAGAAUGGGCUUUGAAGACCCUAAAGACAAAAAUAUCCAGGAGAACAUGAAUCCUGAGGAUGAAGUCGAUGAAUUUCUGGGUCGAGCUAUAGAUGCCCGAAGUAUUGACAGGUUGCGUUCUGAGCAUGUGCGCAAAUUUCUACUUACCUUCCACGAGCCAGAUCUGGAAAAAAAGUACUCCAAGCAGGUGGACAAUCGUUUUGGGGCGUAUGUCGCAUGUUCUUUCAUUGUCUUCCUCUUUAUCUGCUUCGUACAGAUUACUAUCAUCCCACAUUCGAAUUUCAUGCUGGGCUUCUUUCUGGCCUGUUUCCUGGUUCUGAUCUCUGUACUGUGCGUGUCUCUGAUCUAUUCUUGUAUUACGCUUUUUCCAUCUCCUCUCCAGACUCUGUCCAGAAAGAUUGUCCAGUCUCGAAUUAACAGUACAGCAGUUGGCGUUUUCACCAUCAUCCUGGUCUUCCUCUCUUCCUUCAUUAACAUGCUCACCUGCAGUAAAGCAGAUCUGUACAGCUGCCUCGCUGAUGAAUACCAGACCGUCCCAAAUAACGUGACCCUAUGUAUGCUUCGCAACUCCAACCAGAACUACAGCCUGGAGACUGAGUGGGGGAUCUGCGGGGGCUCCGCGCUAAGCUGCAACUUUCCAGAGUAUUUCACGUACUGCGUUCUGCUCAGCCUCCUCGCCUGCUCCGUGUUCCUGCAGAUCAGUAGUAUGGGGAAACUCAUUCUAAUGCUGAUUAUCGAGGCCGUCUAUGUUCUCGUGGUCGAGAUCCCACAAGUGACGCUCUUCGAUAACGCCGACCUACUUGUAGCUGCAAAUGACAUUGAAUUCGCAAUGAAUGCCACAAACUCUACAAUGAGCUGCACGGACAGUGUGUCCAGGGUCGCUCUGAAGAUCGUCACACCAAUAAUUAUCAGUGUGUUUGUGCUGGCUCUGUAUCUGCACGCCCAACAGGUGGAGUCAACGGCCAGACUGGAUUUUCUAUGGAAGCUGCAGGCCACGGAGGAGAAGGAGGAGAUGGAGGAACUUCAGGCCUAUAAUCGUCGCUUGCUGCAUAACAUCCUUCCUAAGGAUGUGGCUGCACACUUCCUGGCGAGAGAACGGCGCAAUGAUGAACUUUAUUACCAAUCCUGCGAAUGUGUGGCUGUAAUGUUCGCCUCCAUCAGCAAUUUCUCAGAAUUCUAUGUGGAGCUGGAGGCUAACAAUGAGGGCGUAGAGUGUCUUAGACUGCUCAAUGAGAUCAUCGCCGACUUUGAUGAGAUAAUCAGUGAGGAUGAGUUCCGGCAGUUGGAAAAGAUCAAGACGAUUGGCAGCACUUACAUGGCAGCUUCGGGACUCAAUGACACGACAUAUGACAAAGUGGGGAAAUCGCACAUCAAGGCUUUGGCGGAUUAUGCAAUGAGACUAAUGGAUCAGAUGAAAUAUAUCAACGAGCAUUCAUUCAACAACUUCCAGAUGAAGAUAGGUCUGAAUAUAGGGCCCGUGGUAGCAGGUGUUAUAGGGGCUCGGAAACCUCAGUAUGAUAUUUGGGGGAACACUGUAAAUGUGGCAAGCCGUAUGGACAGCACUGGGGUACCAGAACGAAUCCAGGUGACAGCUGAUCUCCAGCAGGUUUUAGCAGCGAACAGUUAUUCACUAGAAUGCAGAGGAGUUGUUAAGGUAAAAGGUAAAGGUGAAAUGAUGACCUACUUCUUAAACCAUGGUCCUUCCAGCAGUUAGCGAACGGAGAAACAUUUGGGUCAUCCAUGUCGUACACCGUGAGAGUGCAAUGGCGAUAUCGCUAAAUCCGCUAACAGCCUCAGCAACCUGAGUCUCCAGCAGGUUUACAGGUAAUUAACCAAAGAGAUAACUCAGGAGGAACUGUUGAGAUUGGAAUUCCACCUUACAGAACCCAACACUGCCUACCUGCCAGGAACUGUGCAGAGAUCCAUUCUAAUUCUGCAUUACAGAGCAAAGUGCUGCUCACUCAGCACUUCCUGUGCGGAUAUGAAUUUAUUGCAAUUCUGCGUUACAGAGCAGAGUGAAGCUCAGUCUUCAGGAAUGAAGAUAUCUAUUGGAUUCCCCUGUUAGCAGAGUGAAGCUGAAUGAUAACUAUUUAUUGGAAUUCUGCGUUACAGAGCAGAGUGAAGCACAUUCACAAGGACCCGUGCAGGUGUUUAGCUAUUGGCACUCCAUAUUACAGAGCAGAUUGCUGCUCACACUCCAAACACUGCAAUGAUAACUAUUUAUUUAAGUUACGCAAUGUAUUUCUACAUAAAGGAAUAAGCAGAAUGUAUUAUGGUACCAGUUUGCCAGCAAUGAACAUGGACAAUUUGUAAAAAAAAUAAUAAAAUUAUAUAAAUCUAUAAACGGUAUUUAGAUAUAGAUCUAUAAACAAGACUCACAAUGCUGUGCCAUGCUGUGGCCUUUUAGAAUGAUUCUUCAACAAGGAGAUGAGAACGUGAAGACACUGAGCUCCAGUCCUUGAGGAACUUCCAUGCUAGCCAGGAGAUGAUAUGGGCGCAGAUCCCGUGACUGGUAUACCGUCAAGUGGACGUCUGUCUGGGUACUUGCUGUGUACCGCCCCUCAGCCAGAGACUCACAGAAUAUUUAAUGUGCAGCUUUUUUGUAAUUUUAUUUUGUAAUAUUCAAGUGUGGAGAUCUAGCAAAUACACAGAUUCUAUAUUUUGUAAAUUA